Messenger RNA from Cooperia oncophora, 1203 nucleotides. Lineage: Eukaryota; Metazoa; Nematoda; Chromadorea; Rhabditida; Trichostrongylidae. The record is from the annotation of a GenBank genome assembly.
AUGUCUUCACUCUAUCCAGAUGAGAGUUAUUGCACGAGUGAUAUUGGGCGACUUCUGUUCCAACCGAAGAACGAAUGGGCAGCUACGGGUAAGGUAGUCGAUGUCACCGAAGUGAAACAGAUUGCUGGAACCCAUAUCGACUAUCAAAUUGAAAUAAAAUGCAUUCCACGUAACAGUAUUGAAUUGGACAACCGGUUUUUCGUGUUAACAUCUAGAUUCCGUGAACUUAAUCGCCUGCAUAUUAACUUAUCCAAACUCCACAAACAACUGUACCUGCGAGGGUUAUUUCCACCGUUCGCUCCACCACGGCUUCUUGGUAGCUGUGAUCCUGGAGUGAUUGCGGAACGUCGGCAUAGCAUUAACGAGUUCCUCACGUUUAUACUUGAUAGUGAAGUUUUACGGAAGGCACGAGUUCUUCAGGAGUGGUUAGAGAAAGCUGUAGAGCGACCAAAUGUUGGCAACGCUGCAUCUCCAAGUUCAUUUAUAUAUGAAGGAGUGAAUAUUUUAGAUGCUCCGAAUAUAGCUGACCAAAAUGGUGAUUCGUCGCGAGUGCUAGUUCCGGAAAGCAUACCUCCUCCAGAUGACAAUUCCUUGGAGCCAGGUGUAGGAUUACACGCUUCCCCAUCAACUGGCGAGUUUCAAUUCCCUGAUGUUGUCAUUAGCACAAACGAGCCAGCGGCAGAGGUUUCCCUCAGACAUCGUCGUAAACCGUCAAUGAUGGAGAGGUUCUUCCCGAAACUGUCAGCCUCCAAUCAAUAUUCCAUCCAGACGAUGUCUUCGGCUGAGAACAGUGAUUAUCUUGUUCAUGCUGCUCAUUUGGUAUCAACUGCUCAACGUGCUGAACACGAACACGCUUACGAACUGGCUUUCCAGUGUUACAAAAAUGCAGCCAGUAGCCUUAUCCAGGGUAUUCAACACGAAUCGGAUACUUCUCGUAGGAACGCAGUCCGCCGCAAAACCGCCAAAUAUCUUGUGGCUGCUGAACGACUGUAUCGCACCCAUUUGGCAUACGAUGGAGCGGCUGCUACGGUGAAUUUAGAGUCUCUCGUGGACUCGACAAUGUCGGAUCCAGAUGUGUUGGCCUUCCAAUGUGCGAACAACUGCUUGAAAAACUAUCGCGUUGUCGGCGUUCUUCCUAGUCUGAACGCUCCUAAAUGGGUGCUAACCGUCGAAGAAAAAUCAUCUGGUUUGUUUGUUGAGAAA